This is a messenger RNA of Erythranthe guttata (spotted monkey flower), 1821 nucleotides long. RefSeq names its product gametophytic factor 2 (gene GFA2). Lineage: Eukaryota; Viridiplantae; Streptophyta; Magnoliopsida; Lamiales; Phrymaceae. Gene Ontology annotation, molecular function: ATP binding; heat shock protein binding. The record is from RefSeq and is a predicted model, not a curated record. Gene Ontology annotation, cellular component: cytoplasm. Gene Ontology annotation, biological process: response to heat; protein refolding.
AAAUUUCCAAUUUUUUCCAACAGUUGCCACUAGAACCUUCCAACAACUCUGCUCACUCAGUCCCUUCUCUUCUCCCUCACAAAACCAAUUGACAAGGGUUUCUCUAGGGUUUUACUCCACGCGCCCAUUCCCCCACCGUGUUCGUACAGUUACAGUACCCAACCAAAUCAAUGUUCCGGUCACAGGGCCUCCGCCUCGCCCGCCGCUCCCUCUCCUCCUUUCUCCUCCCCAAUCCCCAUUCAUCUUUGUGCGACUCCUUAUUGAAAGGCGGCUGCAGGAGCUUCCGCGCCGCACUGUGCGAUCAAUCUACGGUGGGUAAUGAGAGGUAUUGGUUGAAGGGAGGAUUGUUUAACGAUAUUUCAGGCGCACCAAGGUCAAUUCACAGUAAUGCACAAUCGCCGAAAGAUUUCUACGGUGUUCUUGGUGUCGAUAAAAAUGCAACAGCCUCCGAAAUCAAGAAAGCUUAUUAUGGGCUUGCAAAGAAGUUGCAUCCCGAUACGAAUAAAAAUGACCCAGAAGCUGAAAAGAAAUUCCAAGAAGUCCAGAAGGCAUAUGAGGUCUUGAAGGACGAAGAGAAGCGUCAACAAUAUGAUCAGCUCGGCCACGACGCUUUCGAGAGUGCCGGUAAUGGUGAAGGUCCUGGUUUUAAUCCAUUCGCAGGUGGCUUUAAUCCUUUCCAGGACAUGUUCAGAAAUGGUGAUAUUUUCAACAUCUUCAACAGGAACAUGGGCGGUGAAGAUGUUAAGGUUGCAGUUGAAUUAUCGUUUAUGGAAGCUGUUCAGGGAUGCGCCAAAACGCUUUCAAUCAUGACUGAUUUGGCUUGUGAUACUUGUGGUGGAACUGGCGUUCCUCCGGGAACAAGGCCCGAAACAUGUAAACGAUGUAGGGGCUCUGGUAUGAUUGUAUCGCAAAAUGGUCCUUUUACACUUCAAUCUACUUGUCCAACUUGUGGAGGGGCUGGAAAAAUUGUAUCGAGCCUCUGCAAGUCUUGCAAGGGUAAACGGGUAAUGAGAGGGCCAAAGACAGUGAAUUUGAAUAUUAUGCCAGGGGUGGAUACGAAUGAAACUAUAAAGAUUCCAAGAAGCGGCGGAGCAGAUCCUGAUGGAAAUCAACCUGGCGAUCUUUACGUUUUGAUUAAGGUCAGAGAAGACCCGGUAUUCCGUAGAGAAGGUGCUGACAUCCAUGUUGAUGCAGUCUUAAGCAUCACUCAGGCGAUUUUGGGAGGAACAAUCCAGGUUCCCACACUGACUGGCGAUGUGGUUGUUAAGGUACGCCCUGGCACUCAACCUGGCCAAAAGGUUGUUUUGAGGAAAAAGGGGAUUAAAGUCAGAAACUCAUUUUCAUUUGGCGACGAGUACGUGCACUUCAACGUCAGCAUCCCCACAAAUCUGAGCCAAAGGCAGAGGCAAUUGAUUGAGGAGUUCACCAAAGAAGAGCAAAAGGAAGAUGACAAGGGAGCUGCUGCAGGAGCAUCAGGUUGAACACGAUCGCACCCUCUAUAAACAUUAUAUACUUAGGCAGAUGAAGAAAUUACAUUUCCUCUCGAGCUGAACAUUUAUGGCCGAGCAAUUUUGGGAUAAAGGAGUCGUCGGCAGUCGAAUAUUUUUACGCCUUCCCUUUUAUUAGGCAGGCGAUGUAAAACAUUUCUCGGCUGUGAAGCAUAUUUAUUCUUGAUAGCUGUUUUGGUGAAAUUGGGCUUCGUUUUAUUGUACAUAAAAACAUUAAUCUUAUGGAGAUGAUGUAUUGACUGUGUAUGUUUGAACACUAUGGAACAUAAUGAGUCUUCUCAUUCUCUCUAAUAAUAUCACUCCAUUACUCUAU